Molecule: messenger RNA, 263 nt
Organism: Dentiscutata heterogama
Lineage: Eukaryota; Fungi; Glomeromycota; Glomeromycetes; Diversisporales; Gigasporaceae
Source: the annotation of a GenBank genome assembly
AAAAACAUUCUAACAACUCUUCUAAUUCAAUCAAACAUUCUAAUUUGAUCAAACAUUCAAAUAAAAAAAUAAAAGCUUUACCUAAAGAUGAGAAACAUACUAGAACCAGUUGGAUCUGUAAACACUUUAAAGAAGAUGUAGAUAAAGAUGGUAUUCCUGUAAUUAUAUGUCAAGUAAAGAAUAAUAGUAAAAAAUGUGGUACAAAAUAUAUCCUUACUAGAUCAACAGGAAAUGCAAAUAUUCAUCUUAUGAAAUAUGCAAUA